Molecule: messenger RNA, 2511 nt
Organism: Scleropages formosus (Asian bonytongue)
Lineage: Eukaryota; Metazoa; Chordata; Actinopteri; Osteoglossiformes; Osteoglossidae
Gene: mbd3b
Product: methyl-CpG binding domain protein 3b
Exons: 7
Coding region: 337-1158 (273 amino acids)
Biological process (GO): negative regulation of transcription by RNA polymerase II; DNA methylation-dependent constitutive heterochromatin formation
Cellular component (GO): nucleus
Molecular function (GO): methyl-CpG binding
Source: RefSeq, a predicted model, not a curated record
CUCAAAAUAAUCGCAUCUGCGCGUCAUAGUAUGGAAGCAGAAAAUGCUUCAUUUUAGAAAGGUACACUGACUCCUAGCGGAUGAAUCCCUUUUUGCCUCAGCGGCACGGCGGAGUCGUGAUGCGGUUCGGAGUGACGGCGGAGGGAUCUGCAAAAUGACAAAGAAAAAGAUGCGUUUUUAACAGCGAAGAGAGCGAGCCAGCGCGUGAGCGGCGUGGUUCUCCUCACCCGGCACAAGAACAGGGGCGAAAGCCGCGCGCUCGGCUCCCCUUUACUCGUUUGGUGGAAAAAAUUAAAGACUUGACUCCACUUCGGCGGAAUAAAACCUGGGAGAAGCAUGGAGGGGAAAAGGUGGGAGUGCUCGGCUCUCCCGGGCUGGAAAAGGGAAGAAGUGACCAGAAAGUCGGGUUUGUCUGCGGGGAAAAGCGAUGUCUAUUAUUUUAGCCCUGCUGGGAAGAAGUUUCGGAGCAAGCCUCAGCUGGCCCGUUACCUUGGUAACUCCAUGGACUUGAGUUCUUUCGACUUUCGCACUGGAAAGAUGUUGAUGAGUAAACUGAACAAGAACCGGCAGAGAAUCCGUUACGAUAACAACAACCAGACAAAGGGUAAACCUGAUCUCAACACGUCGUUACCAGUUCGACAGACAGCCUCCAUCUUUAAACAGCCGGUAACCAAGGUCACCAAUCACCCCAGCAACAAGGUGAAGACAGACCCUCAGAAAGCCAUUGACCAACCGAGACAGCUUUUCUGGGAGAAGAAGCUUAGUGGUCUGAAUGCUUUUGACAUUGCAGAGGAGUUGGUGAAAACUAUGGAGCUCCCCAAGGGCCUGCAAGGAGUUGGACCAGGAUGCACAGAUAAGACUCUCCUGUCAGCAAUCGCCAGCGCCCUGCACACAAGCGCUGCACCCAUCACUGGCCAAUUGUCUGCUGCCGUUGAGAAGAACCCAGGCGUGUGGCUAAAUACUUCACAACCGCUCUGCAAAGCCUUCAUAGUGACAGAUGAUGACAUCAGGAAGCAGGAGGAGUUGGUGUACAGUGUGAGGAAGAAGCUGGAGGAGGCCUUGAUGGCUGAUAUGCUGGCACAUGUGGAGGAGUCGUCUAAUGAUGCCGACACACUUAAGGAGGAGGGAAAUGGAAAUGAGGACAUGGAAACAGUAUAGCGAAGGAAUAUGGGGGCACUGGAGAGCUGCCUGGAGCACAGGAUUCCCCCUAGUCCUUCAUGGAACCUUGACCAAGACCCUUUAUCAAACACCAUACACACACAUACCAUAACAUCCCUUUGAGACUUUUUUGCCUUGCCACCAGGCCUUUCCCCAGCAUGGCACGGGAACUUCUGACUUCAUAACUAGGAAAUCCUCUAGUUAAAAUCCUGAAUCAAAUUGAUUAGUAACAAAUUAUUAAUAUUUGGUUUAAAAAAAACUUUUUUUAAAAGGUGCAAAGUAAUGGGAGAAAAGUUUACAGUAGGUAUCUAAAGUCAUUGGUUUGCUUUUUUAUACAUUUUGCUUUUUUUGGACUAGGAUAGUGAUUUUGAUAGCUAGAAAUGGUAUGGUGACAAUCUUGUCAAAACUCUCAAACUCAUGCGCACAAACUUUCUCGCAAGAAAGUUUUAAAACUAUUAUAUUUUAGAUCUUCAAUUUCUAUCAGUAAAUGACUGUCUGGUGAAUGGAUUCCCCUCCAUGCUUGUUAUAACCCUUUACUUCCAAUCUCAGAAAGCUGAAGGGGUACAGUUUGGGGGAGAUGUAAUAGACAACCUCUUUCCAAGCGAUAAUACAGUUCAAGGAAAGAACUUGGAUGUGGAAACAAAGUAUUGGAAUGUUAAGUGCCACAAAUCUUUAACUGUCAUUUGACUGAGGAAGAUCUGCUUUUAAGAAGGACAAAUUAAUGUUACUAAACGGUAUCUUUUUAACAAUUGCCAAAAUGUUUUCCCUUAUUCAGUAUCUAGUAUUGACCAAAGAAAGGGCCUAACAAACUUGGGAGUACUUAUCCUGCAGUAUUACUCAGUGAUUCCCAGUUUGGGUUUAAAAAAAAAAAAAAAAAAAAACUCAGCAUUGUCUUGAAUCAUCUAAUUGUUAUUGUCCCUUAAUGGUCAUUUCCUUGUGGCUAAUUGAAUGAAAUCUUUUGUAGACUUGAUUAACAGAGAAUGGUAAUGGAUACCCUUGUUCCCAGUUGGCAAAACGCUAUCCAGUAUUAUGAUAGAGCUCCUCAUUUCUCCAGAGUGUUGAUUUAAUUUCAAAAUUUUGUUAGGUGUCACAUCCUACCUUGAGGCAUUCAUUUAAAAUUUUUCAGCUAAUACUGUCACAAGUGCUGCUUCCACAACAAGAUCUUUAGUUAGUAAAUGUUUGAGAUCUUAGUAUCAUGUUCUAGGUUUUUUUUUCUUUUUUUUUUCCUCAGUGAUUCUGUAUUCUUUAUGAACUUGAGAAAGAGAGAUGACUGGAACACCAAUUUCACUAUAUAUUUUAGAGACAAAAUUGUUUAAUAGUUAAAACAUACCUGGUUAAAAAUUUUCUUGGGUC